UUGGUCACCUUCCUCUCGCACCUACCCUCCUAUCUCACCUCGUCCAUUAUCCCCAUAGAAGCAGUGACGAUCCUCCCGCGCUAGUUGAUAACAAUGCCGCCGGUCUCAUCUCUACCACUCCCCUCCGACUUCGACUUCGUUAACAUCACUGACCAUAGCAUUUUCAUUCACUCAGACAUCAAUUUCUAUGCAUCGAUUCGUCUCGCACGAUUAGCAUCACAGUCGCUCUGCUCUCACGACGAUGAAGAACCUGACUCGCAGUCCGCCUGCCCAAGCUGUAAGGCAGGCUAUGGGCGGCAUCCAGCACCCGUUCCGGGAGACGAAUAGGAGCCCAUACUAUGCGCGCGGGCCUGGGCCGUAUCGGGGCAGCAUCCAUGAGCAAGGUCGCGCAGUGCUCGCAGGGGGAGAGACGAGUCGUGCACGGUCGAGGGAGAGCAAGAUCGACCUAGGCCCAGUGUUCCAACAUCAUAUUCCUCCUCCUGACGCGUACGUUAAGUAUGGUGAUCCAGCACACGAUGACAUCGAGUCAAUGUCACAGCAUGAACGUCUUUCCGGCCAGUCGGUUGAGGCCGGUGAUCCACCACGAUCACUUACAGACGACGUCAACCCUCAGUACAAAAGCUAUACAAUGGCAGAUGUGACGAACCUGCAGCGAGUGAUUAUAAACCACUUCGACGACUUCGACCGUGCGCCAACGUCCAACGGUGAACAUUGGAGUGUUGCUGCCUAUACAGCGUCCUUGCUGCAAGAUGGCCAUUAUAUACGUCGGGCAUCAUUGGAGAGACGAACUAAAAGCUGGAACGUGGAAACACCUCGAAACACAGAUCCUGAGUACGCUGGCAGCACGCAAAAUACGCGAAGGAGCCGCAGGUCAAAGGUGUCCAAGGUAUCGUCCAAGAUGAUAUCAACUCUACGAAGUCCAUGUCCAGAGCUACGUAGACGUGUCUGGUCGUCCGGUGAGAACAAGAAACGCUUUUUAACACCGCCCCCGAAAACUAUACCCCUUCCGCCCGAGCCACCGCGAUCGGCGCCUCGUCCGGAGGCGUUACGCUUGCAAACGGACAAACUUCCUGCGUCUCCACAUUUGGGUCCACCAGUCCCGCUAUACAGACGGUAUCUCGAAGAGUAUAGACGACUAGACAUGCCGAAUCCAAGGGGACGCCAGCGAACGUCGACUUCAUCUUCGGCUCUACGAGGAGACAGUCCAAUCCCGCAGGCACACGUUCAUCGAUCAACGAUAAGGGGUGCUCACCCACCAUCUGCACGUAGAAUUUUUGCACCUCAACCUCAGCGUCCUGUCAGAGCAGGAUGGAUCGACAAUUUAGCACCAACCGACACACGCUUUGAUACGCCGCUUCAUCAUUUGGGAACGGAGCCUCGUGUAGCUCCGCGGUCACCUUCACUAGAACGUCUUGGAUCACUUUUGAGGCUUUCAGGAAGUGCUCCAGAACUAAGACCGUCUCUACGAGGGGGCGCAAGUAACAGCCGUCCUGACAACGAGUACAAUUCCAGGGAAUAUCAAAUAUCGCUGGAAGGAAACACGCGUCAUAUGCCUAUCAAUGCCGUGCUUGAUGUUGCGUCCAGUCGUCUUAAUGGCGAAUUUCCACCGGAACAUGACCCAAGGACGGAUACUCCCCUCACUCUGCAUCAGCCAACGCUUCAGGGUGCGGGUCUGAUCAAUGCAAUUAUCGGUGCGGUUCAAGAUCCGAUCUCGAGUCAGCCUACCCAUAUGGCUCCUGAUCCAAACGCGAGCCAACCCCCGGUCCGACGUCGUCUUCCAGGUCCGAGUGGUCAGCAUACUGUCUCGCAUUACCAACAGUCUCAACAGCAAAGCGUUGACCCGAGCCAAGAAGCAAUACCCCGACAUACGGAUCUGGCUCGAUGCGAAAUUUUACAAUGGCAACCAAACACUGAUCCAGAUCAACGUGAGUUGUUGCGACAAAUCGAAAGCGCAAGCCGCCAGGAACAGCAAGCAUUACGAUAUCUACAAGAACAACGUUUGGGCCGGGGUGAACGAUCUGUUGCGGAGAAUAGUCUGAGAUACUCUGAGAAUCGUCGCCGGUCGCUCAUUCAACGAUAUCAACACACUUAUCCACAGGCAAAUAAUAGCAGUGAUCCGUAUACACAAAUCGGCAACGCGCACGCUUAUGCUAGUGAACCUUCAAAUGUCGCAAACCACCCACCCCAGGUACCACCAUAUCACCAUCUCCCUCCGCAACAUCCCUCUCAACUUCAGCUGUACCAUGUUCCGGGCUCGAAUCCGCAACUACAAGCGCCAAUCAACACAGCGUACCCCUUUGGUCAUGUACAGAAUCCAUGGCCUAUGCGUCAACAACAAGGGCCAAAUUACGACCCAUUCCAUCCUCGCGCCCUGGGAAUCGUGAACCCAAGUCAAUACGUGCCACAGCCUGUCGCAUCAGGUUCAAUGGCUGGAUUAAGCCCAUUUUUACCGAGUCACGACUUUCCGGUUCUAUCUAUCGGAUAUCCAGGAUAUAAUCCGCACGCGCAGGUACCAGGACAGCCCUUCUCAGCACAGUCACUCUCAGCACAGUCGCAUCUAGUACAGCCGCUUCCAGCAUACCCGUCCCCAGUUCAUAAUAUCUAUCCAGAUCCACAUGGCCAGCAGCUCCAUGUGCGAAGCGUGCGAAGUAUCUCCUACAGCUCGUACUCUGUCCCCUCACUAGAUGACACACCUACCGAUGUCUUUGAGAUACCUAUUCUACAAGGACGCGAGCUUGAUCCGGCAGACCCAACAGACCGUUUCAUCAUGGUAUAUUUUGGUCUGACCUACUGGUUCGAUGUGAGCUUCGAGGAUCAUCCGAGGGACGUAUAUGAGUACAAUUUCGGGACACAGGACGGCCCUAUGCACGUUGUAAAGGACUGGCGGGCUCAUUGGACAGAUAUGAGGGCAUUCAUUCAAGAGCUUAUGUCACUGUCCGGUGAAGCCGUGCCUCUGAGAAAAACUGCAGGUCCGUCGCAGAUCCCUAACUCCUUUGCCGGCCCGAGCUACGGGUACUUUACUGUUCCGCCUCUGCACGUCGUGUCGGGCAAUUAUCUUUCUGCUUGCAGGAGAAGGCGCAGGAACAGGUCGAUCGGAUCUCAACCGGAUGCGAGACGGCCACGGGUGGUUGAUGUCGCUGAUGGCGACUCCACGAUGAGCGCCUCACUUUAUCCCGAGAUGAGGAUUACAGACCUCGGGGAGGCAGAUGGGAGCGAACGAGGGCGUCGGCAGACCAGGCUUGAUAGCGAGAUGCCGAUUAGCUUUGACACCGAUGUGUUGUCAUCGUCGCGGAUCCGGAUGAGGAGGAGGAGAGCGGAUGCUCUGUCUGAGGGGAUUGGGCGUGGGAGCGCGAAUGGUGGGGUGCUAUUGAAUGAUGCGCAUGGCAAUGAGGGUCGGUGGGGUACAUAGUGCCAGGGAUGGAUCUGUUAGUUUGGGGAGACGCGUUGAGGAAGCUGAGGAUGGGGAUUUCUUUGCAGGAGAAGGGAUUGUGGGUGGGAGGGCUCCGUGAGG
Molecule: messenger RNA, 3511 nt
Organism: Paraphaeosphaeria sporulosa
Lineage: Eukaryota; Fungi; Ascomycota; Dothideomycetes; Pleosporales; Didymosphaeriaceae
Exons: 2
Coding region: 242-3409 (1055 amino acids)
Source: RefSeq, a predicted model, not a curated record